Xiphophorus hellerii (green swordtail) is the source of this 2625-nucleotide messenger RNA. Its product is annotated as nuclear factor 7, ovary-like. Lineage: Eukaryota; Metazoa; Chordata; Actinopteri; Cyprinodontiformes; Poeciliidae. Gene Ontology annotation, molecular function: zinc ion binding; protein binding. Bases 195 to 1562 code for a protein of 455 amino acids. The transcript is spliced from 2 exons. The record is from RefSeq and is a predicted model, not a curated record.
ACAGUUGAGAGAGAAAAACUCACUGAGUAAACACCCUGAGGAGGAACUCUGAGUCCUGCCUUCGUCUCCGACUGAAAUCAAACUAACACUGAACAAGGAGAACAGAGAGAGAACUGAGCAACUAGACACUGAAACACAGACUGCUGCAGGAGGAAAAACAAGACAAUCAAAGUCAAACUUCACUCUGAGACAAAAUGGCUUCCAGAUCAGACGAUGAUCUCUGCUGUCCGGUCUGUGUGGAAAUAUUUAAGGAUCCAGUUAUUCUGUCAUGUAGCCACAGCUUCUGUAAGGAGUGUCUGCAGAAAUAUUGGAGAGAGAAACCAGGAAGAGAGUGUCCAGUUUGUAAAAGGAGAUCUUCUAAAGAUAUUCCACCUUUAAAUCUGGCUCUGAAGAAUCUCUGUGAGUCUUUCUUACAGCAGAGAGAGCAGAGAGCUUCAGAGGAUCUCUGCUCUCUGCACUCUGAGAAACUCAAACUCUUCUGUCUGGACCAUCAGCAGCCAGUUUGUCUCGUCUGCAGAGAUUCAGAAAAACACACCAAUCACAGAUUCAAACCCAUCGAUGAAGUUGCUCAGCAACACAAGAAGAACCUUCAGGAAACUCUGGAGCCUUUAAAGAAGAAGCUGGAGCUCAGGAAGAAAGUUCAGGAGGAGUUUGAUCAGACAGCAGAACACCUGAAGGUCCAGGCCCGACACACAGAGAGGCAGAUUAUGGAGCAGUUUAAGCAGCUUCAUCAGUUUCUAGCAGAGGAAGAGGAGGCCAGGCUGGCUGCACUGAGGGAGGAAGAGGAGCAGAAGAGGGAGAAGAUGGAGGCUCUGAGCAGAGAGAUAGCAGCUCUGUCAGACACAAUCAGAGCCACAGAGGAGGAGCUGAGAGCUGAAGACGUCUCAUUCCUGCACAACUACAAGGCUGCAGUGGAAAGAGUCCAGCGCUGCCCCCUGCUGGAGGAUUCACAGCUGCCCUCAGGAGCUCUGAUAGACCAGGCCAAACAUCUGGGCAACCUGGCCUUCAACAUCUGGAGCAACAUGGAGAACAUGGUGACCUACACUCCUCUGGUUCUGGACCCAAACACGGCUGGGUCAAGACUCCAUCUGUCUGAAAAUCUGACCAGCAUUAGAAUAGGAGUGGAACAGCAACUUCCUGAUAAUCCAGAGAGAUUUGAUUAUUACUGGUGCUCGUCUGUUCUGAGUUCUGAUGGUUUUAACUCAGGGAACCACAGCUGGGAUGUUGAUGUUGGAGACAGUGAAGCCUGGAGACUUGGUGUGUUAGAAGAGUCUGUUCAGAGGAAGGAAAGCAUAAAGUCUGGAUUGUUGUUUAUAAAUAAAUACUAUGCAUUUUCUCCACCAGCUCCUUCCACUCGUCUCUCAGUCCAGAAGAAUCCCCAGAGGAUCAGAGUGAAUCUGGACUGGGACAGAGGAAAGCUGUCCUUCUCUGAUCUGGAUACUAACACACACAUACACACCUUCACACACACCUUCACUCACAAGAUGUUUCCAUUCUUCGCCACUGAUAAAACAUUAAAGAUCGUACCGAUGAAGAUCUCAGUGAUCAAGCAGCAGCUCUGAUGAUCUCAGCAUGAAGAUCAGAGAGAGAAAGAACCUCAGAGGACACAAGUCAACAGUCUAACUGUCUAAUUUUACACCGACAGAAAGAGAAACAAAAGACAAACCACAGCAAGAAAAGAUGUAUUCAUAUGUAAUAACAAUUAUAAAAUUGCUGAAAAGUACAUGGUACAAAUUAGUAGAAGGUAUAUUUGGUGACGACCGUAGCCCAACGUGAAGUUUAUCUGAAUUCAAACUUGGUUUUUGUUUUAAUACAACUCAGAGUGAGAGGUCUUUGUUUCUGUUCUAGUCUCUGGAUAUUUUUUAUGCUUUUAGGGAGCUGAUGUAUAAAAAUAUGUGAAGUUUAAUUAAAAUGUGAUUUAAAAAGAUCCCAGCAGAACCUGCAAGUUUUCAUUUGGUAUUUGCUUUUGUUUCACAUGUUACAUGUUUGGACCUUUAGAAAACAAAAUGUCACUUUGAGUGCUGCUGUUUAGCUGCGUGCUAACAGUUUUAACAUGUGGAGUCUGUUUUGUCUCUUACAAUCAAUAAAAACAUCCCGUGCCAUAACACAGAUAUUUCUUGUAUACGGUUGUUGGAUAAAUUGUAUUUUUAGUAAUUAUCAAAUAUUCGUUGUAUCAUGUAGUCUUGUAGUUACAUUUAGAGAAUGUUUAAUUAUAUGUUUUUUCUUUGUUUCUUCUUUUUUAAGUAAUGUUUCUGUGUGUUAAAUAACUUUGAUUCUUUCCUGUGACUUCCUUGAGAAGCCAGCAGUGAAGCCUGGGAGAUAGCGGAGACAACUCUCCUGUGUGAUAUACAACUUGUUUUACUCAACGCCGGCCGUGUCUGGUACUCAAUUGGAGCAAGAAGGAUUUAGAUUGUAGAUAACAUGUGUCUAAAUAGUAAAAGUCAUUAGCGCUGCAACUAUGUGAUGAAUUGUUUUUCCCCCUCCCUUUGAGAAGUUGCAAGCGCCCAAUGUACGAGGGUUUCUGAGAGUAAUAAAAAGAGAGGAGCGGACAGAUGUGUUUCAGAGCGGUAGGAGAUUUGUAACUGAAAGCACAUCUCUGUCUGUUCUCCUCGCGAGUACAAAGAA